This is a messenger RNA of Menidia menidia (Atlantic silverside), 1957 nucleotides long. NCBI's taxonomy places the organism in Eukaryota, Metazoa, Chordata, Actinopteri, Atheriniformes, Atherinopsidae. The record is from the annotation of a GenBank genome assembly.
CACACUGGGUUGGCGGCUCGCGUCGGAACAAUGGAGAACAGUCCCCUGCAGGUGCUGACCGUCCCCACGGCCCCCUACCCGGACCAGAGGCCCGGCGUGGGCGGCCUGCGGAAGAAGGUGUACGUGUUCCAGUCCAGGAGACACUAUCUGCACAACUUCAUCCAGAGUAUCUUCUCCUCCAUCGACCUGCGCGACCGCCAGGGCUCCACCGUGGUGGUGGGGGGGGACGGGCGCUUCUUCAACCGAGCGGCCGCCGAGGUGGUGGUGCAGAUGGCAGCUGCCAACGGGGUGAGGGCCGCGGCCGGGCGUGGAGCUGCCUGCGUUUUGUGGGUUGGCCGUCUGAUCAUCGGACACUGUGGGAUACUGUCCACGCCGGCCGUCUCCUGCGUGAUCAGGAAGUACAAAGCCAUCGGUGGCUUCAUCCUCACUGCCAGCCACAACCCCGGUGGGCCCGAGGGAGACUUUGGCAUUAAGUUUAACACGGCAAACGGAGGCCCAGCCAACGAGGCGGUCAACGACAAGAUCUUUCAGAUCAGCAGAACCAUCGAGGAGUUCGCCAUCUGCCCCGAACUGAGAGUGGAUCUGAAAACUCUGGGGAAACAGACCUUCGAUCUGGAGAACAAGUUCAAACCCUUCACAGUGGAAAUUGUGGACUCGGUGGAGUCUUACGCCAACCUGAUGAGGAACAUCUUUGACUUUGCUGCACUGAAGGAGCUUCUGUCUGGUGAGAACCACAUCAAGAUAAGACUAGAUGCCAUGCACGGAGUGGCUGGACCAUACGUGAAGCGAAUACUCUGUGAGGAGUUGGGUUGUCCUGCCAAUUCGGCCAUUAACUGCGUCCCCAUGGAAGACUUUGGGGGUCAGAAUCCAGACCCUAACCCCACCUAUGCUUCAGAACUGGUUGACACCAUGAGAGAUGGACAGUAUGAUUUCGGGGCAGCGUUUGAUGCAGAUGGGGACCGGUACAUGAUCCUGGGUGAAAACGGCUUCUUCGUUACGCCGUCAGACUCCUUGGCUGUGAUAGCUGACAACAUCUUCUGCAUCCCAUACUUUCAGCACACGGGUGUGAGGGGAUACGCCCGCAGCAUGCCCACGAGCGCAGCAAUAGACAGAGUAGCCAAAGCAACUAAAAUAGAGGUUUAUGAAACUCCAACUGGGUGGAAGUUCUUUGGUAACCUCAUGGAUGCAGGCAUGCUGUCUUUAUGUGGGGAAGAAUGCUUUGGUACAGGUGGAGACCACAUACGUGAGAAGGAUGGGCUGUGGGCCAUGCUGGCAUGGCUGUCCAUCCUUGCCACCAGAAGGCAGAGCGUGGAAGAUAUUCUGAAGGGCCACUGGCUGAAAUAUGGGAGAAACUACUUUACCAGGUACGACUACGAGGGCGUAGACAUAGAUGCGGCCUGUGACAUGAUGGAGGAUUUGGAGGUAAUGAUCACGGACAAGUCCUUUGUGAAGCAGAGAUUUGCGGUGGAGGACAAAAUCUACCAAGUCGAUAAAGCAGACAACUUUGAGUACACGGACCCUGUGGACAGCAGCAUCACCAGGAACCAGGGACUGCGGAUUAUCUUCUCUGAUGGCUCUCGAAUUAUCUACAGAAUCAGUGGGACGAGCACUCGCGGAGCCACAGUCCGGAUCUACAUUGACAGCUAUGAGAAGGAACUCAUUCUUGAGAACACGCAGGUGAUGCUGGCACCCCUUGCUACCAUUGCUCUAAAGAUUUCUCAGCUUCAUCAGAGGACAGGUCGGAGUGGCCCAUCCAUCAUUACAUGAUUCCCUACACAUCCCCGCAGCAUCCCUUACAUAAUGUCUCUUUUUUAAAAAUGUAUUCUUCUUUUUUAUAUAUAUAUAUACAUCUAAACAGAGCAGCAUAUGUUAGAGUGGCUGCAUUUCGUGCAACAGAGUGAAUUUAACUGAAUGAAAUGGAAUCUGUAACUCAUUAAACUGUGUUGGUUUUGCUUCA